AUGUGCGAAUAUCGGAUGAUUAAUUUAAUAAUUUUACUCCUGAUCUCGGUAUUAAUACGAGGAUUUGUUAGCGCCCAACCGGAACUGCGUGGCUUGUUGCCUGAACUAUGCACUUUUGCUGAGCAAAGAUGUCCCAAUCCGCAUAUUACCUUCUGGCUUUACACCAAUCAAUCUCGCGAUCAGCCCAUCCAAGUGGAUCCACUUAAUCCCUUGCCGGAGCUCUUCGAGCCCCGCUUACCGCUCAAGAUCCUCAUACAUGGAUUCAUUGGUAAUCGGAGUCUGACACCUAAUCUGGAAGUGCGUGACAUUCUGCUACAGAGUCAACCGGUUCAUGUUAUUUCCGUAGACUACGGUCAGCUUGUGCGUUUUCCCUGCUAUUAUCCUUGGGCUGUGCAAAAUGCUCCCAUUGUGUCCAAGUGUCUGGGUCAACUGAUUAACAAUCUAUGGACAACGGGCAUAUAUAAACGUAGUGACAUACACUUGAUUGGCUUCAGUCUGGGAGCCCAGGUAGCCGGCAUGACUGCCAACUAUGUCAAUGAUCCAUUGCCGCGAAUCACCGGCCUAGAUCCAGCUGGUCCUGGUUUCAUGUUCAGUUCAGACGAGCACAAGCUCGAUCGCAGUGAUGCCGACUUUGUGGAUAUCAUUCAUACUGAUCCAUUUUUCUUCUCCCUGCUGCCACCAAUGGGUCACGCCGAUUUCUAUCCCAAUUUAGAUCAAUUCAAUCAACGUGGCUGCUCUUACGUAACUCAAUGGCGCUUCUACAAUUGCAAUCAUUAUCGUUCGGCCAUAUACUAUGCCGAAUCGAUAAUGACCGAACGCGGUUUCUGGGCCCAACAAUGCGGCGGAUGGUUUGACUUCUUUACACAGCGUUGCAAUCACUACACCAAUAUGCCCAAUAUGCAAAUGGGCUACUUUGUCUCAGAGAAGGCCUCUGGUUCCUAUUUUCUUAUAACUCAUGAAAAAUCGCCCUUUGCCAAGGGACCACUUGUCGAUAUAGAAAUGGAUAUAGUCGAAUAA
This is a messenger RNA of Drosophila willistoni, 1017 nucleotides long. Its product is annotated as inactive pancreatic lipase-related protein 1. The record is from RefSeq and is a predicted model, not a curated record. Bases 1 to 1017 code for a protein of 338 amino acids. The transcript has 3 exons. Gene Ontology annotation, molecular function: lipase activity. NCBI's taxonomy places the organism in Eukaryota, Metazoa, Arthropoda, Insecta, Diptera, Drosophilidae. Gene Ontology annotation, biological process: lipid metabolic process.